Molecule: messenger RNA, 201 nt
Organism: Plenodomus lingam JN3
Lineage: Eukaryota; Fungi; Ascomycota; Dothideomycetes; Pleosporales; Leptosphaeriaceae
Source: RefSeq, a predicted model, not a curated record
AUGUCUCAGCCUCGUAACGCUCGGGCUACUACAUUCAGCUAUUCCGGGCGAGACUUAUUGCUAGCACGGCUGCGACACCGUUUAUGCAUGCAACUACGCCAAGGGCAAAUCAAAAAUUCGGGAAUUUCAGACCAUCAGACGCUCGUCUUUGACUUCAAAUUAUCGCCAUCUGCUACUAAAACCCCACACGAUAGUCGGUGA